Daphnia pulicaria is the source of this 1276-nucleotide messenger RNA. RefSeq names its product porphobilinogen deaminase-like. Gene Ontology annotation, cellular component: cytoplasm. Gene Ontology annotation, biological process: heme biosynthetic process. The transcript has 8 exons. The record is from RefSeq and is a predicted model, not a curated record. Gene Ontology annotation, molecular function: hydroxymethylbilane synthase activity. NCBI's taxonomy places the organism in Eukaryota, Metazoa, Arthropoda, Branchiopoda, Diplostraca, Daphniidae. Bases 106 to 1176 code for a protein of 356 amino acids.
UAUGAAAUACUAUCGCAUAUUCACAAUCAAAUUUCUAAUCAGAUUCUAGUCUUCAUCACGUUUCCUUUCCCAGAAAGAACCAAGGAACCAUAUUCAUUGAAGAAGAUGUCGGAUUUGACGAAACCAACCGUUCGUAUCGGUUCCCGCAAAAGUCAGCUUGCGCUUGUUCAAAGCAAUCAUGUGCUCGAUCUCCUCACUCAACACUAUGAAGACAAAACAUUUCAUCUUGAAACGAUGACCACCAUCGGAGACGAGGUGCUUGACAGAGCAUUAUCACAAAUUGGCGAAAAGAGUUUGUUCACUCGUGAAUUGGAGGUGGCUCUGGAACAUAAUAAGGUCGAUCUCGUAGUACACUCACUUAAAGACAUGCCGACGACGCUUCCUGAAGGCAUGGUCAUCGGUGCCAUUCUAGAGCGAGAAGAUCCUAGAGACGCAGUCUUAAUGGCUCCCAAGUUUUCCGGGUGUACAUUAGCAACUUUACCAAGUGGCAGCGUCGUAGGAACUAGUUCGUUGCGCCGAGCAGCUCAAUUGAAGCGCCACUUUCCCCACCUUGCAAUCCAAGACGUAAGGGGAAAUUUAAACACAAGACUACGCAAAUUAGACGACGAAGGAACGUAUGCUGCACUCAUUUUAGCGACAGCUGGAGUCAAGCGAAUGAACUGGGAAUCGCGUAUUUCAGAAUAUCUUGAUACGGACGUGAGCAUGUACGCCAUUGGCCAAGGUGCACUCGGGAUCGAGUGCCGCCAAGAUGAUAUUGCUACUCGUCAACUUUUAGCACCAUUCAGCCACGCUAACACGCUACUAGUUUGCGUUGCUGAACGUGCAUUCCUUCGAACACUGGAAGGAGGCUGCUCAGCACCGGUGGCUGUGGAAUCUCGUCUAGUUGGAGAUAUGCUCUACCUUAAGGGUGGUGUAUGGAGUUUGGAUGGGAAACAAAACGUCACCCAGUCAUUGGAAGUGGAGCUAGUUGAUAUCGACGAUGUUCCACCAGCUGCAUCAUACACUGCUGUUGUAAGUUCUAGUGUUGGCAAUUCUCGCUUGGCCCUGGCGGAAUGGUUGGGCGUAUCCUUGGCCGGAAAAAUCGUCUCAUUGGGAGGAGGAGUUAUACUUGACGAAGCGAAAAAAGAGACUGAAAAUCGCAAUUUGGUAGCUGCUAAUGUACGCCCAUCCAAAUAGAUGCGCGGAUUUUUAUCUGCUCUUAGUCAAACGUACAUAGUAAAAGGAAGUAAAAUUGUGGGUAAAGCUUUGAAUACAGAUGUGGUUUGUUAAUUUUCAA